CCUUUAAUUUUCAGAUUUAUAUUUUGUUUUGUCCGAAUCUGAUCGAGGGCUUCGAUAUCUCUCACGAUCUACGGCAUCUCUAACCUUUCGCUUCCUCGUAACUUCACUCAGUUUUAUUAGCUAGGUGCAGGAGCUGGCGGGGAUGAUAGAAUGCAGUGUUUGCCACUCAAAAAUAGCAUCGCCCGGUAGUAAAACCGUUUCGAGGGCUUAUGAUACGCACCGCAGCUAGGUCUCCUCCAAAACUUGUCUCCUCAACGUUCUUUUGGUCUCUGGUGACUGCAUUUUGGUCGGUUUUCAGCCUAUAUUGGUAUAUAUGUCAAAGGCAAAUGGGGGUUUCAAGUUUAGCCCACUUAGCGUUAAUCUUCUUACUGAGGUGGCCAAAGUUACUUUCGCUAUUAUUAUGCUCUUGUUCCAGGUUCGGAAGAAGAAAGUUGAGGAGAAAUCUCUUCUCUCAAUUUCAUCAUUAGUGCAGGCUGCUCGAAAUAAUGUGCUUCUUGCAGUUCCAGCUCUACUUUACGCUAUUAACAAUUACCUAAAGUUCAUCAUGCAGCUUUAUUUCAAUCCUGCUACUGUGAAGAUGCUUAGCAACCUAAAGGUUUUGGUAAUAGUUAUCUGGUUAAAGAUGAUCAUGAAAUGGCGGUUUUCUAUUCUUCAGUGGGAGGCUCUUGCAUUGUUGCUUAUUGGAAUUAGCAUAAACCAGUUGCGGUCUUUACUAGAGGGUACUACUUCAUUUGAUCUUCCGGUUGCAACAUGCGCAUACAUGUACACUCUAAUUUUUGUUACUAUCCCAUCAAUGGCAUCUGUCUUUAAUGAAUAUGCUUUAAAGAGCAAGUUUGAGACGAGCAUUUACCAUCAGAACUUGUUUCUUUAUGGAUAUGGUGCAAUUUUCAAUUUCCUAGCCAUUCUUGGAACUGAACUUUUUAAAGACAAUCAGGCUCCAUACCUCAAAACGCCCACGCCCAGGCUGCAAUAUGCACUCCAAGCUCCAAUAUCCACCGCUCCAGACCUCCAGUCUCCAUCGCUCCAGCCAGCUCCAGCUCUAGCCAGGAGGUUGAAGACGCGUCAAAAUAGCGUCCAAAGUCCUGAAGAAAAUGUCUUGGUAGGCACUCCUAGAGACGAUUGUCCUUCACCUUGCCUGGCCAGGGUAGGUGAAUUUCUGCUCUCAGUAGGCCUAUCAUCUCCCGCUUCACCUCGGGAGCUACUAUGUUCGGACAUCUAA
Messenger RNA from Hibiscus syriacus, 1219 nucleotides. Its product is annotated as CMP-sialic acid transporter 3-like. Bases 314 to 1219 code for a protein of 301 amino acids. The transcript is spliced from 3 exons. The record is from RefSeq and is a predicted model, not a curated record. Gene Ontology annotation, cellular component: Golgi membrane. Gene Ontology annotation, biological process: pyrimidine nucleotide-sugar transmembrane transport. Gene Ontology annotation, molecular function: pyrimidine nucleotide-sugar transmembrane transporter activity. NCBI's taxonomy places the organism in Eukaryota, Viridiplantae, Streptophyta, Magnoliopsida, Malvales, Malvaceae.